Messenger RNA from Knipowitschia caucasica, 2361 nucleotides. Lineage: Eukaryota; Metazoa; Chordata; Actinopteri; Gobiiformes; Gobiidae. The record is from the annotation of a GenBank genome assembly.
AUGAGGGGAUUUACGCGUCUAUUUCUGUUGGUGCUGUUGAGCGCCUGCAUCGUAUCAUCCUCCAAGUCCAACGUGCCGCGGCUGAGGCUUUCCUACAAAGACCUGGUGUCCUCUAACCGCUCGCUGGUCUUCAGUGGUCAUCAGGCACAGCAGGGGCAGCCCUGGGUGUCCGCGGUGCUUCUGGACGAGUACAGGGACCGGCUGUUUGUUGGGGGGAAGGACGUGCUCUACUCACUGCAGCUCAAACCCACCGGGCAAGAGUCAAAAGAGAUCCGCUGGCCUCCGUUGCCUGGAAACAGAGAGCAUUGUGUUUCAAUCGGAAAAGACCAAAAGACGGAGUGUGCUAACUUUGUGCGCCUGCUGCAGCCCUAUAACCGCACUCACCUGUUGGCCUGUGGGACCGGGGCCUUCCACCCGACCUGCGCCUUCAUCUACGUGGGACACCGCGGAGAGCACACAUUCUCGAUGGAUCCGUCUAAUGUGGAGAAUGGAAGAGGAAAAGUCCCUCAUGAUCCCAGUCUUCCCUUUGCCAGCACCUUCAACGGGGGUGAGCUGUACACAGGCCUGACAGCGGACUUCCUGGGCAGUGAUCAUGUGAUCCUCCGGACGAUGGGAGGUCGCUCCACUAUGAGGACAGAGACCGACCAGAAACUACUGCAUGACCCCAGAUUUGUGGCCGCCCAUCUGAUCCCAGACAACGAUGACAAAGACGACAACAAAGUAUAUUUCUUCUUCACCGAGAAAGUGACUGAGCCUGGAGACCGAGAGGGAGCCAUCUACUCUAGGAUCGGACGAGUGUGUGCGAACGAUGUUGGGGGACAGCGAGUCCUGGUGAACAAAUGGAGCACGUUCAUUAAAACCAGACUGGUGUGUUCUGUGCCGGGGCCUCACGGCAUUGACACACACUUCAACCAACUGGAGGAUGUGUUCUUGCUGAGGACUAAAGAUGAGAGAAACCCAGACGUCUAUGCAAUCUUCAGCACCAUCAGUAACGUGUUCCAGGGCUUUGCGGUGUGUGUUUAUCGCAUGGCUGACAUCAGAGAAGCCUUCAACGGGCCCUUCGCUCACAAAGAGGGCCCUGAGCACCAGUGGGGGGCGUACGAGGGCCGGGUCCCCUACCCCAGACCAGGAGUGUGCCCCAGUAAGAUCACAAACCAGCCCGGCAGAGAGUUCGGCAGCACCAAGGACUUCCCCGACUCCGUGCUGCACUUCACCCGCAGCCACCCGCUCAUGUGGAGGCCCGUGCACCCGGCCCAGAGGAAACCAGUCCUGGUCAAAACCAACGUCCCGUACCGACUGCAGCAGAUCGUGGUGGACCGUGUGGAGGCAGAGGACGGACAGUACGACGUCAUGUUCAUCGGCACCGAUGUUGGGACUGUUUUGAAAGUCAUGGCACUGCACACUGGAAACAGCCUGGAGACAGAGGUGAUCACACUGGAAGAACUUCACGUUUUCAAGGUUCCUACUCCUAUAACCUCAAUGGACAUAUCCGUCAAAAGGCAAGCCGUGUUUGUGGGCUCUGAGGUGGGCGUGGUGCAGGUGAAGCUGCACCGCUGUGAGACCUAUGGUAACGCCUGUGCUGAGUGCUGUUUAGCCCGAGACCCGUACUGCGCCUGGGACGGGGCGUCCUGCUCCCGAUACGUCCCCAACAGUAAACGCCGCUAUCGCCGCCAGGACAUUCGCCACGGCAACCCCGUCCUGCAGUGUGUCGACCAGAACCUGAGUGAGGAGGUGGACGUCCCGGAGGAAAGAGUGCUUUAUGGGACGGAGAACAACAGCACGUUCCUGGAGUGUGUUCCCCGCUCUCCACAGGCCUCCGUCAGCUGGCUGCUCCAACGGGACGACCGCAAAGAGGAGGUGAAGCUGGAUGAGCGUGUGAUGGCCACAGAGCAGGGCCUCCUGUUCCGUCAGCUGUUCCGGCAGGACGAGGGCGUGUAUAUCUGCCGCUCCCGGGAACACGGCUUCACCCAGACCUUGUCCCGUCUAAACCUGGAGGUGCUGCCCGCGGACUCCGUGGACGAGCUCAUGCAACGGGAAAGCCACCCAGACUACAAGGACCGCUCUGGGCUGGGACACCGCCCCUGGACCCCCUGCCACUCCUACACUCGCGGCAGUUCCAGCUCGCCCAUCGGCCAGUCCCGCACCUGGUUCAAAGACAUCAUGCAGCUGAUCGGCCCCGCCAACCUGCCCCACGUGGAGGAGUACUGCGAGCGCAUGUGGUGCAACGACAAGCUGCGGCGGAAGCACAAGAGUAUGUUGGAGAAGUACCGGCAGGCCCAGGACAGCGCCCGGAAAGCCCGCAGUAAGAGUGUGAGCGAACGCAACAGGACGCCGCGAGAUCUGGGCCGAGUCAGCCAAUAA